CUGCAACAGUUCACUGUGGCUGCAGGUACAUUAAGCAGAGGAGACUCUCAGCUCUCAGGUGUUGGAACUUUAAACUCAAGUUUACUCUGAAAACUUCAGGAUUGUGUGUGCUGCUUUCAUGGCUCUCCUCACCAAUGUCGCCAUCCUGCUGGUCCUGGCUUGUAUUUCCCAUCAGCUGAUGUUGAGCAGCUGCCAGAAAAGCCAUGGACGGCGGGGAAGAGAAACAGAGCGAGGACAACACAAGGAGAAGCUGAAGGUCAGCCGCCAAACUAAAUCUGUCUCUGCACAGCCCAUCAAGGGAAAACUGGUGACCAAAGACAAGUCUGAGUGCACCUGGGCAGCAACGGGUGAGGAGGUCUUCAUCCUCGGUGUCAGCUGCAAGAAGGGGGGCCGGAGCUUCAGCUGUGAAUAUGUCGCCAAUCCGACCGUCUGUCCAGAGUACGUUUCAAAUGUCAAACUUUACUGGAAGCAGAUCGCCCGGUCGCUCAAGAAGCAGAAGACUCUGUGCAAGGACAGUAGUACAUUGAUCAGGACAGGUUUGUGCAAACGAGCUCCCCGAGAGGCUCAUUUCAGAAUCCAUAACACCCCGGGGAAGACUGACAAGCCAUCAGACCGACAGCCUGAACCCCAAGCUGUGAAAUCCUGUCAGCCCCGUCACAAGAAGCUGGCGGAAGAGCACUGCAACGACUCCUGGUCGAGUUUCUGCACAUUCUUCUUCACUAUGGUACAGGAUAUUGAUUGCUGAGAAAGUGAGGACCUCAAAUAGAUUCAGCUAUGCAAUCACGUUAAGACCUGUCUCUAUUAAACAUUCUUUAUAGAUAAUUGCUGCUUGUAUAGACAUAUUUCUCCACAUGUUGUUAAUGUUGAUUCUACACAUCAAUAAACACUUUUCUAUCUAUUCUCUAA
Notothenia coriiceps (black rockcod) is the source of this 906-nucleotide messenger RNA. Its product is annotated as fibroblast growth factor-binding protein 1-like. Gene Ontology annotation, biological process: cell-cell signaling. The record is from RefSeq and is a predicted model, not a curated record. Gene Ontology annotation, molecular function: growth factor binding. NCBI's taxonomy places the organism in Eukaryota, Metazoa, Chordata, Actinopteri, Perciformes, Nototheniidae. Bases 119 to 745 code for a protein of 208 amino acids. The transcript is spliced from 2 exons.